Molecule: messenger RNA, 1026 nt
Organism: Penicillium cosmopolitanum
Lineage: Eukaryota; Fungi; Ascomycota; Eurotiomycetes; Eurotiales; Aspergillaceae
Exons: 2
Coding region: 1-1026 (341 amino acids)
Source: RefSeq, a predicted model, not a curated record
AUGGAGUUCCCACGCCUUAUGGCGUUCGAAGUCGUCCGCCAGGGCUCCCUGCUCGUGCUGCUCGAGAGACUCGGCGUGGUUCUUUACCCAGGCACAUUCGAAUACGACGUUUUCAUCCAGUGCGUCGGAAGCCUUGUUAGCGUUUCGCUGUCCGAUGCCUCAAUCCGCGCCGUCAAGGGCAGCAGAUUUAUUAUAACUCCUUUACACUUGAGCUUAGAUCUACCACAGAACAAGAGCAUUCCAAGGCAGCGUGCUACCAAGAAGCACGCUGUCAAUGCAAUCCGCCCUCACGAACGACAACGGAAGCUCCGACGAAAGCGAGUUGGGCACGAUCACUCUCCAGUCGAGUACUGCCGAAACCAGCGUCGGGGCAUGCUCUCCUCCAACCAGCGCAACCAACUCUCUACCAGGUGUGAGCUCCUUCGCAAACGCACCAUCCGACCUUCUCCUAACCAUGCCUGGUCCACGCCCGUGGAGGCAAGCUCCUCGAUGGACCAGCAGACCCGACACCUACAGAACAUGAUCCUUAAGCAAGAGUCGGAGCUAUGCCAGCUCAGAGCUGAACUAUCUCGCCAAGGCCGGGCUAUUGACCUGAUGUCCGAGAAGCUAAAUCACACUACCUUCCAGGUCCAUUGCACGACCGAGAAAGUGAAUCGCAUAACGGAGCAGCUGGGCCACACAACCGAACAGCUGAACCGCAUGGCUGUGCAACUGAAUCGCACCAAUAACAAGGUCACACACCUCUUCGACGAUAUCACCGACCUUUAUGGGCACCUAUCUCCCCAAGGGGAACUGAUGCACCAGGCAAUGGAUGAAAUGUCUCAGAUUCGCUCGCGGUCUGCCGCUCUCCGCAAUCAAGCAUCUGAGGAUACACAAGCUCGUGCUCUUUUGGCCGGAAAUAACGCUUCCCUCCGCGACUGGGCUGCUUCCGUCAUGCCUCGCAGAUGGUCUCAUACGUCUACCGAAGACAGUCUUUACUGGCCUUACCCUCCAUCGAACCAUGGACAUUCAUCUAUGUUCUGGUAA